CGAGGGUCGAGAGUACUUGACUUAUAAGUAGUUCAAGAGAGAAGAAGUUGUAGUUGUAGAUAUUGUUUGCAGUACAAGAAAGGAGAGCAGAAAUAAAGCAGUAGAGGUGGUCCAACACGAUGUUUCAGGUUUUGCGUAGUGCCGUUCUGAAGUCCUUUGGAGGUGGGACAGGCGAGGACGAGGUAGUCGAAGUCAAGGGUAACAAGAGAAACAAGGAAUCAGUCUUCAAGAAGAGCGCAGGAGGUGUAAAGUUACACAGCAUCAAGAAGCAGACGAACAAGCAAGUGAAGCUCAGCAACGGUGUAGCGGUUCUUGGCACUACUAGUACUACAACUACGACGAUUCCAGGAGCACCUCUUUCAACCACGACCACUUCAACAUCUACUUCGGAGCAGGAUGCCAACAUUAUAACUAAGGGGG
Amoebophrya sp. A25 is the source of this 420-nucleotide messenger RNA. The record is from the annotation of a GenBank genome assembly. Lineage: Eukaryota; Dinophyceae; Syndiniales; Amoebophryaceae.